Salvelinus namaycush (lake trout) is the source of this 3850-nucleotide messenger RNA. It is a transcript of the gene rassf4a, whose product is annotated as Ras association domain family member 4a. Gene Ontology annotation, biological process: signal transduction. The transcript is spliced from 11 exons. NCBI's taxonomy places the organism in Eukaryota, Metazoa, Chordata, Actinopteri, Salmoniformes, Salmonidae. The coding region runs from base 143 to 1069 and encodes 308 amino acids. The record is from RefSeq and is a predicted model, not a curated record.
CAAGGAGGUUUUAAGGGAGAUACGAGAUAAGAGAGAUACAGCGAAUUUCCAGACUGAGACCGCCUGGUUUUGGAAUAAUACAAAAAAACGCUACCCUCCUUUUGCACUCUGUGAUGCUGUAUAUGAGAGAGAGAAUCUCAGAAUGGCUGACUAUGUGAAGCUGGAUGAGGAGAAGUUUAUCCCAAAGUCAGACAUCUUGUCUCUGCUCAGGACCUACAACUGUUAUCAUGAGGGGAAGAGCUUCCAACUCAGACACAGAGAGGAGGAGCAAGCGCUGGUCGUCGAGGGGUUGUUGAAUAUCUACUGGGGUCUGCGGCGACCAAUCAGACUGCAGAUGCACGAUGACAACGAGAGACUCCACUACGGAGGAGUCAACAGGAAUGAGAGAUCCCAGGUUCUUCCAAAGCAGACAGAAUCUAACAACAACAUACUCGACAGAACUACUGACCCUGCCUUGACCAGUAGUCUAGAGGAGGACGACGAGGAGGUCCCCCAGCUGCUGCGGACCAGGAGUGAUGCCUCCUUCAUGGGGGUCACCAGAAGGUCAAAGACACACGCACACUCUGACCUGCAGCACUUACGCUCACACAGAUUCUCCAUCAAUGGACACUUCUAUAACCACAAGACAUCAGUAUUUACUCCAGCGUUCGGGUCGGUCACUAACGUCCGAGUCAACAGCUCCAUGACAACACUACAGGUCCUCAACCUGCUGCUACAAAAGUUCAGAGUGGAGAAUAAAGCAGAUGAGUUUGUUCUCUACAUGGUCCAUGAGUCUGGUGAGAGAACCCCAUUGAAGGACAGUGAGUAUCCUCUGGUGUACCGUGUGCUUCAUGGACCCUGUGAGAAGAUCUCCAAGAUCUUUAUUAUGGAGACGGAUCUAGGGGAGGAGGUCACACAUGACGUGGCGCAGUACAUUAAUUUUGAGAUGCCAGUCCUGGAUAGCUUUGUAGAGAAACUGAAAGAGGAAGAGGAGAGGGAGAUUUCUAAACUGACCAGAAAGUACAGCGCACUGAAGUCCAUGAUUCGACAGCAGCUGGAGGGCAUCACUGACACUACUGACCGAGUCUGAGUGUGUGUGCGCGCGUGCGUGUUCACAGGACCAUUACACUGUUACAGUGAGAGGAAGUCAAGCGGAUUGUUUGAGCACUGAGACCUUUCUUCUUGUACUACUACAGUUGAACAAUAGCAUGUAUAGCUUUUUCUAGUAAUGAAAACUACAGACAUGUUGGAAGCUUUCUACAGUAGGGAAUGUCAUUUAAACAGCAAUAAGAAUGCAAUACUGCCAUAUCUUGCAUCAAUGUUUGUCACUUUGCAAAUUAACUGUAGUCAUAGAAUUUGUAACUUUUCUGCUACUGUAUUGUCUAUGAUUGAAUACUUUCCGUUGAUCUUGUUGUUUACCAUCUUUGGUCAAAUACUGAUUUCUGUGUGUCUUCGAGGUCAAGGUCUUCUAAAACUGAGCAUUCUUCGAAAGGCAACAUUUCUGUCAAGGCCGAUUUCUGAUUUAGCCACUGACAGAUUUAUAAGAGAGCUACAGGACGUGCAGGCUUUUUUUCCAGGCCUGCACGUCUAACACACAUCUCCAGCACCAGAGUUGGAGACCUAAACUUGUGUUCACAUAACUGUGCUACAGGUUUCUGCAGGGUUAGCAGACCUGAUAAACCCAUACUGUAUUUUACCACACAGAUAAAACACACACAAACACACACCUCAUUGUUCUCCCACAGAAAGGGGUAGAGUUGUUUCCAGGGUGACUGAAGCAGAGUUAGUAUUGUUCUAAGAGUGAGUGACCCUCUCCACCUGUGUGUGUGUGUGAGAGAGAGAGAGUUGGUCACGCCAGUCCUUUAUUCUGUUUCAGUAGUUGAAUCAGAACAGAACGUUUACAGAAUGUAUGUCUCUCUCAUCAGAGAGGUUAGAGGUUUUGUUCCAUUCUGUUCUAAUAAACACUGUAACUCUAAUAGGACUUGCACUCCUGCCAACCACUGUGUGUGUGUGUGUGUGUGUGUGUGUGUGUGUGUGUGUGUGUGUGUGUGUGUGUGUGUGUGUGUGUGUGUGUGUGUGUGUGUGUGUGUGUGUGUUAGAGAGAAAGUAAUGGCUAGCCCAUCAGGGUUAUAUAGCAGGUGGGUGGGUAUAAUAGAUAUUACCACACACACAAACACAAAGCAUUUCACUGUAUGUAAAAAAGACAGGAGACUUUUAGUUUGCAAUUAUAUACAGUUUAAAAAAUAUGACUAUUUGGAUUCCCUUUUCAAUGGUUCAUCACAAUGGAGACACGACAAAAGACAGAAAAUAAAAAAAGUGUUGUCAUAUUUAGCAGCGGCAGCUCAAGGAAGCUGCAGGGUUUACUCUAGUGUAGCUGACCAGCACCCUUGUUCAACCAUCCUUAUCUUGCGAGAUCACAUUCUGUUUCAGAUUUCACACUGCCCCCCUGUUAUAGUGGAUCUGGUGAAAAAGCACUUCACUGAAAAUUACAGUAAUGUAUUAUUAUGCUACAUAUUGUUAUUAUGCAUUUAUUUCUGCAUUUAGUAUUAAACAGUAGUGUGGUCUGGUGCCAAAUUAACGUUGUAUUUGAAGAAUAUAAUAGAAUAUAGUGAAUAGAAGAAUCCACAUACUGUCACCAUAUUCAGUGUUUGGAGAAAGUAGAGCAGUCAGAAAUCAACAAGACACAUUUAAUUAUUGAUGACUGUGCGAUAGGCCUGAUGUAUCGGAAUUAUCGUCACACUUCUCCUGACCCCAUUGACAGUCUGAGAGAGAAAUAAAUCUGUCCACAAGGUUUUACGCAGCCCAAAAUCUGUCCUUCGCCCCUGUCCUAGCUACCAUCAAAGAUAUUUAUAACUAACCUUAACUGCUCCUUGUUCUAUCUGCUACUGUCGUUGCCACUGCAACCUACUGUACUGGAGUGCUCCCGACUCCUGGCUUAAAAAUGGACCAACAGUAGUAUAAAGAGGUGUUCCUGCAGAUGCAGAAAUUCCCACAUGCAGGAAUUGUGCCUGUUAUCAUAGAGAUAGAUGACUCAUCAUGGAUUUAACCAGUUUCAACAUGGACAUUGCCAUUGAGGGCUUCCACCAUUUUAAAGUUGUCAACUGGGUGGGAUUCCUAUGAGUUGGGAGCAAUCAGCAAAUGAAGAAGAAAAAGUAUUUCUUUCAAAUGGAGAUAGCCUCAAUGGCGCUUCCCAUUCUGUCACAGAUUCUAUAAUGGCACAGCUACAAAGAUAGAACCUACCCUAUACGAUUGUAUCUAGAAUAGGACUGGUUCCAAAAUCUGAUAGGAUUUUCUUUUGGAUUCUAAUAAGAUGUUUUAAUUGGAAUCCCAUAGGAUUUUUUGACUAGGGUAAAAAAAAAAGUAUGGACAUUUUUUGACAGGACAGAUGUAAGUACAGAUCAGGAGACCGAUAUAGAGAGGGGUACAGAAAGUGGUUAAGGGUACACACAGUCAGCUGAGCCAAGGCUCGAACCACAUCGCAGAGAGGGCAUAUACGUUAUGGGCCAGAGUACGGAGCUUAGACCACUACACUAGACUCCAGCCAAUGACAUUGAUUCUUGUAUAUAAAAUCCUAUAGAAUAGAAUCCUAUAGAAGUCCAAAAGGACUGGUUCCAAAUUCUGAUAGAUUUUUCUAAUGGAUUCUAAUUGUUUGUUCUGUAGGAUGCUAUACGAUUUCAAUGUUUUUUUUCCUCCUAUAGGAUUUCUAUAAAUUGUAGAUGGGAAUUGUAUAGAUAUUUACAUUACAUUCUAAUGUAUCCUCAACUUGGCUAUGCACUAUAGUUAACUUGGCUGCUUCUGUUCAUGUAUUAUGUAUAUUUUGCAAUACCAGGAUCAGGUGUGCCAAGAGGUCACUAGAUGAGCACUGGUAGUU